UCUUCCGAGGGUUAGGGCUCGUGGUCGCGAGUAGCAUGGGGAGUAGCGAGGCGGACGCGUCUUGGCGCGGCUACGUGAUCCGGAUUGGCGAUCGCUGCCCCGAGUAUGGGCAGGCGGAAGCUGACGAGCACAUUGAGACGUGCUCCAUGGUCAUCGCGAGGGAUUUGAGGCAGUACGAGGACGAGAUUCUCGAUGUUUUGAUCCAGUGUGCCGAGGAGCUUCCACACAAGCUGCCCUUUUAUGGCGCUGUGGUUGGUCUCACGAACAUAGAGGAGGCAAAUUUUGUUUCUCGAAUCGUUGAGAGAGUUCACAGUCGGCUCCAGGAUGCACUCAAUACCGAGGAUUGUAACAGAUUGAGAAUACUUUUACGGUUCCUGGCGGUGUUGAUGUGCAAUAACGUCAUCUCGUCCACCUCCCUCGUUGAAGUGUUUGAAACGCUCCUGUCUUCAGCCGCAACUACUGUUGAUGAAGAAGUUGGAAACCCGGCCUGGCAGCCGCGAGCUGACUUCUACGUUUCGUGUAUCCUGUCAUCGCUUCCUUGGUGUGGAUUCGAGCUGCAAGAGCGAGCUCCGGAGGAGCUUGAGCGGGUUAUGGCUGCUGUAGAGGCAUAUUUUAGCCUUAGAAUGCAGAGACCGGAUUCCUUACUCACUCCUUUCUACGUGGAUUCUAGUGGAACUUCUCCAAUCACGGGUCAAGACUACGUACAGGAGUUUUGGUCCAGGACACAACAAUUGCAACAAGCUGGAUGGAAAGCUGACAGUGUUCCGAGGCCAUAUGCUUCUUUCGAAUCUCGACUAGUGACGUCUCAGACCCUUCACCAGCUGAAGGCUCUAGCUUGCCCAGCUAUACCAAAACCACAUACUGGUCCAAAGGAUUUGGCUUUUGGGAGGCAAACUCAUGAAGCGGAAACCAAAUACCCUCAAAGAACCGGUCGUUUGCGGGUUUUUCCUCCAGAAAAUUCAGAGAAGGAUAUGGCCCCUAUCGAUUGCUUCAUUGUGGAAGAGUAUUUGCUGGAUAUAAUGUUGUACUUGAAUGGGAGUCGCAAAGAAUGCGCAGCUUUCAUGGUAGGGCUGCCUGUGCCAUUUCGUUACGACUACCUUAUGGCUGAAGUUGUUUUCGGACAGAUGCUUUUACUUCCCAAGCCUCCUUUUAAGCUGAUUUAUUACACUAUAGUUAUUAUUGAUCUCUGCAAGGCUUUACCUGGUUCUUUUCCGGGCUUGCUUGCUGCGGUCGUACGAAAUCUGUUCAGCAGAAUUAGUGAGCUAGAUGUUGAAUGCAGAUCUCGUCUCAGCACAUGGCUUUCUCAUCACAUGUCUAAUUUUCAAUUUAUCUGGCCAUGGAGCGAUUUUGCUCACGUUGCUGAGCAACCGGCAUGGUCACCUCAACGAGUCUUUGUUCAGGAGACGUUGGAGAAGGAAGUUCGCUUGUCAUAUUGGGAAAGAGUGAAACAGAGUUUGGACGAUUCUCCAAAGCUCUGUGACUUGCUUCCUCCAAAAAACACUCCAGAGUUCAGAUUUAGUCGGGACAACCAAGUAGAAGGUUUGGAGACAGAGACGGGGUUUGCUUCUGAGUUACUGGCACAGAUCAAAACAAAGAAGGGAAUGAAAGACAUAGAGUCGUGGUUUGAAAGCAAGAUUGUUCCUGCUGCUGGUCAAAAAGUUGCAAUCGAGAUCCUUCUUCAAACACUUCUCAACUUGGGGUCAAAAAGUUUCACACACAUGGUCACUGUGCUCGAGAGAUAUGGUCAACUCAUUGCUACGCUUGCACCAGAUGAGACGUUACAAGUACAUGUGAUCGACGAGGUUGCCAGGUUCUGGCAGAAUUCAUCUCAAAUGAUCGCGAUUGUGGUGGACCGCAUGAUGGGCUACAGGUUGGUAUCCAAUCUGGCAGUUAUCAGGUGGUCCUUUAAGGACGAAAACGUUCAAACUUUUCACACUUCUGGCCGGGUCUGGGAGCUUCUGGGAAAUGCAAUCAAUAAGGCAGGCAAUCGCACCGCAGACCUUCAAAGGGAUGUGGUAAACGCUAAAAGAGCACUAGACGAAGCUGAUGGAGCAGUUAGCAAAGCCGAAAGAAACCGAUCGAACGUUCAAGAGCUCAUUGAUUCGGCCGAGACUGACGAUGCACGGAAACAAGCUACGUCUAAGAUGGAGUGGGUCAAAACGACGGUUGUAAAAGCAAGAGGUCGACAAACUGCUGCUCAGGAUCUACUUGAAACGAAGGAGGCUUUACUCUCGGGAGCUCUCAGGGAGCAAGACACGCUUGUGUGUUUGGUGUUCCAGAACCUUGUGUCAACUAUAUCUUCCAAGCUUUCAAAAAGUGACGCUGAUGGUGCUGAUACUGCGGAGCCGGAACCUAUGGAUGUCGACGCUGAUCCUUCUGCAGCUGCAACAGAAGGCAAUAACAACGAGAACAACGAAAACCAGAAUGAAAGUGUGGCAAGCAAGGGGGAAGAUCAUCCGAACGAGGAGCUCAAGCACUGGCAAAGAUGCACGAUGGGACACCUUGAGGCAUUUUGUCGCCAGUACGCCGCAGAGGUCUGGCAGAUGAUCGAGAAACUCGAUCAAGAAGUGUUCACGGAAAAUGCAAACCAGGAAGUCAUCAAAGUUGUCUACUCUGCCAUUAAGCGCCCAAUCUUGGACAAGAACUAAGAGGAAAGUAUUUCAAACUCACACUUACGUAAGAGCUAUAGACCGCGGCAGCCAAGGAUCACGUUGAUCCUGUAUUUUCCCUCUAAAAAAUGGUAAAACCCGGUUAAAGGUUAAA
Molecule: messenger RNA, 2763 nt
Organism: Selaginella moellendorffii
Lineage: Eukaryota; Viridiplantae; Streptophyta; Lycopodiopsida; Selaginellales; Selaginellaceae
Product: nuclear cap-binding protein subunit 1
Exons: 19
Coding region: 36-2648 (870 amino acids)
Biological process (GO): nuclear-transcribed mRNA catabolic process, nonsense-mediated decay; mRNA export from nucleus
Cellular component (GO): nuclear cap binding complex; nucleus
Molecular function (GO): RNA cap binding; mRNA binding; protein binding
Source: RefSeq, a predicted model, not a curated record